CGACUCGACGAUUCGCCCUCGCCUUCGCCUUCUUCUCCUUGCUCCGGCCAACAGCUCACCUUUCAUGGCUUGACGCUACGCUACUCAUUUGCACACGACGCCGACGACUGCGACGACGACUACUCUGACGAAUCGCACACGACGAGCUCUCGACAUCUGAGCGUCUCUUGCCCGCCAUGAGCAGCGGAGGGCCAGACAAACGGACGACGGCCUACGAGAACAUCUUUGGUCGCCCGACAGCCAAGCCAAAGGGCCCUGUCGCUCAGCCUCCUCCUAAUGUAGGUGGCGGUGGGUACCCCCAGUACCCUCAUCCCCAGCAACAGCAGUACUGGCAGCAGCAGCAGCAAUCGCAGCAAUCGCAGUCACAAGCUGCGAGAUGGAAUGCGCCUGGAGGGUAUGGCGGUCCAGUUGGUCCCGGUGGUGGAAUGGGAGGCUACUACCAGCCAACGCAAUCCCAAUACGGCUACGAUCACCCGGAUCGACGCUCGAGCGUCACCCCGUCCUUCACUUCGCAGUCCUCGAGCUCCUCGCCAUACCCUUCCACGCCCUAUGCUGGAUCAAGCAUCGGCGCCGAGUCGUCAUACGGAGGCGUAAAGGGCCAGACGCCUGCGAGCGCGUAUGCCAACUUCCACUCGGGCGCCAGUCAGUACAAUGGAGGGGGCGCUGGCGGUUAUGCACCAGCACGAGCUUCUAUGCAGACCGAUGCCUCUUCAGAACCGCGGCCCAGCAUCUCAUCAUCGACGGCAGAGUCCAUCUACGGACGUCAGCCACCUGGCGCGGGUGCUACGAGCUCAGUUACCUCUUUCAACAAUAGGGCAAGCUCGCCACGUGUAGAUCCGCCGAGAUUACCUAGCUUCGAGCUGAACGGCGGCGGUGGUAGUGGUGGACAGAAUGGUGUUGACGAGAGCAACUGGUUCAAGGGGCUUUCGCUUGAUGGCGGUAGCUCGACGCAUAGUAAUGGCUCAUCAUCGAAUGGCAAGGUUGUCUCACCGAAGCAAAAGGGACUGGGUGGGUUGCCGCCUCCUGCGCCGGUGGAAGAAGAGGACGAGGACUUCAGGACGCCGGGGCCGACGAAUGACGGCAGAGAUCCCUUCGCCUCAGAAUUUGAGAACUACGGCGCAGCUGGUGCUCCCCCGGCAAAUCCCUCGCCCGUUGUCAGUAAACCCGCCUCAAUAGCAAGCCAACCGCAAGCCUCAGCUCCAGUCCCCGGCUCCAUCAGCUCUGCAGCGUCGUCCAUCUACGACGGAAUUAGGCGCAAGGCAUCAUUCGAGUCAGACCGGAGGUCAAUUGCCAACUCGACGCACAACGUCCCUGUAGCACCGGGCGCUGCUGCCUUCUACAAUCACGGCGGCAGGAGUGCAACGGCAAGCACGACGAACUUCGGUGGGGGCAGCAACUACUUUGGAGGCGGCUUCACGCCAAUGACCGGAGAUGGCGGCGAUGGUGGCGGCACAGCCAGCUCAGUGGACAUGUGGCAACGGCCACCCCGACAACGAACAGCGUCUAGCCACACGCAGGCAGGCUACUCCCCCUCGCUGGGCGCGACUCGCAACCCUCGCCUCGAGCACAGGGCCAUGUCCAUGGGCAUGGGUGGCCAAGGUCAACGGCCAAGCGUCGUGAGCAACGCCAUGUCGUACCAGUCGAGUAAUGCGAGCACAAUGGUGGGCACCUCGGCCAUGCCAUCCAACAGAAGAGGACCGCUGGUAUAUCCCGCCCUCCUCUCGCGUGUGGCAGACUCGUUCAAACAGAGGGUGACAGUAGCGGAAAGGGUGAAGGAUGGUCUUACCUAUCAGGACGCUUUCGACGGGCGAGAAGCCGUAGAUCGCAUUGCAUACAUCAUCAAGACGACGGACAGGAAUCUGGCGCUCCUGCUCGGCCGUGCCCUCGAUGCGCAAAAGUUCUUCCACGACGUCACGUACGAUCAUCGACUGCGCGACUCGCCCAACGAGCUCUACCAGUUCCGUACGCGCCUCACUAGCCCCUUUGGAUCAGAGACGGAGCACUUUGGCGACGAAGGCAAGUCGCCAGGCAUCCAUCAACUGCAAGUCCCCCACUUGGACAGCUCGCAGGCUAGCCUUCCCACGUCGGCCGCCUCCUCCAUCAAGGACGGCCACCGCGGCGCACCCCCCGCUCUGAUGCAUCAAGACUCGACUGCAAGCGGCACGGCCGAAGACGAGGAUGAGCUACCUACCGGAGUGUUCACGCUCCUGACCGACUGCUACAGCCCGACAUGUACGCGCGAUCGCCUCUGCUACAGCAUUGCCUGCCCGCGUCGUCUCGAGCAGCAGGCUCGCCUCAACAUGAAGCCGCAGACGGUCUUGAAGCGCGCCAUCAGUCGCGAGUCGCUGGGCGACGUCAAGGAACCCGGAGCGCUGUGGGCCGAGUCAGUCUCCAAGGAAGUCUUCGAAAGCGUGUCAGAGCAAGAGCGCAAGCGACAGGAGCUGCUCAACGAAGCCAUCUACACGGAGCGGGACUUUGUGCGGGACCUCGAAUACCUGCGCGACUUCUGGAUCAAGCCGCUCAAGACGCAGGACAUCAUCCCCGAGGCUCGUCGCGAUGACUUUGUGCUGCAAGUCUUCUGGAACGUGCUCGAGGUACAUGCCGUCAACUCGAAGCUGGCUGAGCUGCUCACCAAGCGGCAGAAGCAGCAAGCCGUCGUUGAGCGAAUUGGUGACAUCUUCCUCGAGAUGGUGCCUCAUUUCCAACCCUUUGUCAAGUAUGGAGCGCACCAGCUGUACGGCAAGUACGAGUUUGAGAAAGAGAAGGCCUCCAAUCCCGCCUUUGCCAAAUUCGUCGACGAGACGGAGCGUCGCCCGGAAUCGAGGAAGUUGGAGCUCAAUGGCUACCUCACCAAGCCGACGACGAGGCUUGCGAGAUACCCGCUACUUCUCGAAGCUGUACUCAAGCAGACCCCAGAGGGAAGUCCAGACAAGCUCGCUCUGCCCAAGGUGGUCAAGAUUGUCAAGGAGUUCUUGACAAAAGUCAACGUCGAGACGGGCAAGAGUGAGAAUCGCUUCAACCUUGCGCAGUUGGACCAGCAACUCGUCUUCAAGCAAGGAGAGGCGGUGGAUCUGCGCCUGCGCGACGAGCAGCGCGAGCUCGUCUUCAAGGGCCCGCUCAAGAAGCGUGGCGGUACGCAGAGUGAGUCGGCAGAGCUGCAGGUCUUCCUGUUCGACCACGCCCUCCUCAUGGUCAAGGCAAAGACGGUGCAUAAGAACGAGCUGUAUAAAGUCUUCCGCAAGCCGAUCCCGCUCGAGCUGCUCAUCGUCACUGUGUACGACGAGGUGCCCACCGGCAAAGGCAACGCCACGCGCCCCAAGUCGGUCAUGAGCAAAACUUCCACGGGCAACAGGCUGAGCGGGGGUGUUCCAUCAGGGUCUGCGCCUAAGCAGGAUGCCAAAACUGGGUAUGCUCUCACAUUCACGUAUCUGGGCAGGAAGGGGUACUCGCUCACGCUCUGGGCUAGCACGUUCGUCGGGCGACGCAAAUGGUUUGAACACAUUGAGCAGCGCCAGGAGAUCCUGCGACAGCGCUCCAACAUCUUCGACACGAUUACGCUCAGCGAGAACUUCUUCAUUGGCCAGCAGAAGGUCAACUGCAGUGUGCCCUUCGACUUUGGACGGCGCAUCAUCUAUGGGACGGACGACGGUGUCUUCCUCAGCGACCUGCGCGAGAAGGCUCGACCGCCGACCAAGGUCUUGCCCCUGCCGGGAGUGACACAGAUCGACGUGCUGGAAGAGUACCAGAUCCUCAUCAUUCUCGCGGAGCGAUCAGUCCACACCUUUACGCUAGACGCGCUCGACCCUUCAGACCCAAUGGGCUCACUCAAGCGUGGUCGUCGCAUCUCGUCGCACACGUCAUUCUUCAAGGCAGGCCAAUGCCUGGGACGUACGCUCGUGUGCGUCGUCAAGUCUUCCUCGCUCUCCUCGACGAUCAAGACACUGGAGCCCAUCGAGCAGAAUGUGCGAGGAAAGAAGCAGCCCACCUUCCGCAAGCUCCUGCAGGGCGGGCAGGAGACGCUGCGCGUAUUCAAGGAGUUCUACAUCCCGACCGAGUCGUCCUCAAUUCACUUCCUCAAGUCAAAACUCUGCGUCGGUUGCACCAAGGGCUUCGAGAUCGUCGAUCUCGAGACGCUCGAUACGCAAGGUCUUCUGGACCCUGCCGACUCGUCGCUCGACUUUGUCCAUCGAAAGGAGACGGUGAAGCCUCUGGCCAUCUACAGGAUAGACGGCGAGUUCCUGCUCUGCUAUGACGAGUUCGCAUUCUACGUCAACAAGAAUGGCUGGCGCGCAAAGGGCAACUGGAUCAUUCAUUGGGAGGGUAACCCGAUGAGCUUCGCGCUCCACCACCCGUACGUGCUCGCAUUCGAGCCAAGCUUCAUCGAGGUGAGGCACGUAGAGACGGGGGCACUGCAUCAGGUCAUCACAGGGUACAACCUGCGCUGCCUCUUUGCAGACGUCCCUCCGCCUGCGUCCUCCAGCUCGAGCUCGGCGUCCUCCGCAGCCUCGUCGGCCAGCUCGCACUUGCAGCUCCAGCACCAGCAGUACGGCCCGCCACGCCCGCCUGUCGGCUUCCCGCCGAGACCGCCUCCAGGGUACAUGGGCGGCUACCCAGGUGCGCCUCCAGGUCCUCCUGGGGCAAUGACGCCGUAUGGUGGGCCAGGCGGCUUCCCACCUCGCCCACCGCCGCCAGGCGUACCACCAGGCAUGUCACCCUACGGCCUGCCUCCACCGGCGAUCGUCCCGCAUCAUCCUCCGAGACCGCCGCCGCAACUCCAGCGAAACCCUGUGUGGGAAUCUGUGGCGGCGAGCAGGAAUCAGAUCGUCUUCAUUGGGGACCAGACUGUGUUCGCUGUUCGGUUGGCGGGCGCUGGACAGUAGACGAGGAGGAGGGCAAGGGCGAGGAGGUUUCCAUCGAAGGAGAGGGAGGAAAUGCAGAGGUCGGAUAGGAGGGAAAGAGAAGGCAGCGGGGCCUGUUACC
Molecule: messenger RNA, 4980 nt
Organism: Jaminaea rosea
Lineage: Eukaryota; Fungi; Basidiomycota; Exobasidiomycetes; Microstromatales
Product: CNH-domain-containing protein
Exons: 2
Coding region: 177-4880 (1567 amino acids)
Biological process (GO): intracellular signal transduction
Molecular function (GO): guanyl-nucleotide exchange factor activity
Source: RefSeq, a predicted model, not a curated record